GGCGAGGAACUCUUGCUGGUUAUAGAGUACAUGGAUGGAGGUGUCCUGAGCGACAUCGUCAGCCAGACCUGCCUGUCUGAAGAUGAGAUGGCAGCCAUCAGUCGGGAGUGCCUGCAAGGACUGGAUUUUCUUCAUGCAAACGAUGUGAUCCAUCGAGACGUGAAGAGUGACAACAUCCUUCUCAGAACGGACGGUUCUGUCAAACUGGCUGAUUUUGGCCUCGCUACUCAGCUCAGCCCUGAGCAGAGCAGACGGUGCUCGGUAACCGGGACUCCUUGGUGGAUGGCGCCUGAAGUGGUGACAGGUCAACCAUAUGGCCCCAAAGUGGACAUAUGGUCUUUUGGAAUUGUGGGAAUUGAAAUGAUAGAACAAGAACCUCCUUACUUGGGCGAAAGUUCUGGCACGGCUACAUACCUGAUAGCCACAGUAGGGACUCCACAGCUGCGGCAGCCCAAGCUCCUCUCGGCUUUGCUGCGUGACUUCCUGAGCUGCUGCCUGCAGACAGACGAGGAGCAGCGCUGGUCUGCCAAGGAGCUCCUGCAGCAUCCAUUUGUAACUUCAGCCAAGCCACCAUUCAUCCUGGCACAAGUCAUCAACUCGGUGAAGAAGACGAAUAACCCUAACCCUAAACUCUAAACCUAAAACCUAACCCUAACCUUAAAUGCUAACCCAAACCCUAACCCUAUCCCUAUCUCUAUCCCUUACCCUUUCCCUUACCCUUUCUCUAACCCCAACCCUAAGCCUAAG
Molecule: messenger RNA, 747 nt
Organism: Melospiza melodia melodia
Lineage: Eukaryota; Metazoa; Chordata; Aves; Passeriformes; Passerellidae
Product: serine/threonine-protein kinase PAK 1-like
Exons: 5
Coding region: 31-636 (201 amino acids)
Biological process (GO): protein phosphorylation; intracellular signal transduction; regulation of MAPK cascade
Cellular component (GO): cytoplasm
Molecular function (GO): protein serine/threonine kinase activity; ATP binding
Source: RefSeq, a predicted model, not a curated record